Messenger RNA from Micromonas pusilla CCMP1545, 438 nucleotides. RefSeq lists its product as uncharacterized. The transcript has a single exon. The record is from RefSeq and is a predicted model, not a curated record. Lineage: Eukaryota; Viridiplantae; Chlorophyta; Mamiellophyceae; Mamiellales; Mamiellaceae. The annotation marks the transcript as partial.
AUGAUGGUGAAGUUUGACGAGUUCAAGAGCGGCAACCUGUGGAUCUGGGUCGAGUCGCACAACGCCAUCGCGGAGCGCGAGCAGCCGCUGCUCGACGAGGUCUUCAAAGCGUGGUUCGUGCUCGGGAAGCUCGGCGGUUUCAACAGCGAGAACGCACAAGUCCAGUCCAACUUUUUCGAGGUGUCCAACAUGAAGUACGACAUGGACCUCGCCAACGGCGACGGCGACGGCGACGUCAACCGAUGCGUCUUUCACGCGUUGGGAGAGCCGGAGUACCGCGGAAAGUGGGCGCGGUGCUGGGUCGACAUGGGCAGCGCGGACGAGAUGGGCAUGGACGUGCUCAUCAACUCGCUCAUCACGUUCAGUAAGGAGUAUUUCGGCCUCAAGACGCUCGUCAUCGGUGGCACGAACAUCGUGGACGACUGGCCGGUGGAGGAG